AGGUUGAACCAGGAAUAGAAUGUGCAUGAUGCUAGAUAUAAAAGGUAUGUAAUGGGCCAAAUGUAAUUCAGAUUUUGCAUAGACAAGAGUCAGUAAUAACUUUAUGGGGAACUACUGCCAAAGAGAGUUGGCGAGACUGGAAAAAAAGAGCUAUCAGAGUUCACACUAGGAGUCAGUGAGGGCUUAAGGGAGAUAACAGAGAAUUCAGCCAAAGAAGAUGAAUCCAAAUAACAGUCAGACUCUGACCGCCAAUGGACAGGACUUGGCCAGCAGCAGUAACCAAACCCCCGGAGAAGAUGCUAGCGCGGUUUUGAAGCCCUCCACCCUCGUCAGGAAUCUUAAACCACCCAAGCCAGAGAAUGCUAUCACCAUUGCCGUGUCAGCACGAGUCCUCUUCAACAUGGAGAAGGAGCAGCAGAGCUACGAGCAGCAGGGCAUGAAAGAGUACAUCAAGUAUCAGGGGGAGCAUGAAACGCAGCCUUUCAGCCCCGGUCCUGCCUUCUCUUUUGUCAAGGCUCUGGAGGCGGUGAACACUCGACUGAGGGAGCUUUACCCUGAGAGCGAGGAGCUCUUUGAUGUUGUGGUCAUGACCAACAACCAAGAAUACAUUGACCAAAGACUCAUCAAUAACAUCAAUCAUCACCAGUUGCGCUUCUGUAUGAUAGAGGGAAAUCACACAUACCACACUAACCUUUACCUGUCUGCUGAUCCAGUCAAGGUUCGGAAAGCACUGAAAGAAGGUAUAGCAGCAGCCACGAUGUUCACCCCAGAGAAGAUAACAGAAGUGUCGGAGACUCAGCUGCAUGUCACCUUUGAUGGUGACGGCGUUCUCUUCUCUGAUGAGUCUGAGCGCAUUUUCAAUAAGGAAGGACUGGACAAGUUCCUUGAGAACGAGAAGACACACGAGAACAAGCCUCUGGGCCAUGGACCAUUGAAAGGUUUUCUGGAGGCUUUAGGAAAGCUGCAGAAGAAGUUUUAUGGCAAAGGACAGCGCAUGGACUGCCCCAUCCAGACCUACUUGGUGACAGCUCGCGAUGAAGGCAUCUCUGGCAUCAGAGCCAAAAAUACUUUGCAGUCAUGGGGUCUGGAGAUCGACAAGACUUACUUUCUGGCAGGGGCACCCAAGGGCCCCACACUUGAGAAGAUCAGGCCACACAUAUUCUUUGAUGACAAGAUGAGUCACGUAGAGGGGGCCGCUAAAAUGGGGAUAGUAGCGUGCCAUGUGCCCUAUGGGGAAGCUAACUCAGAGAGUCACAAGAAAGGGAUUAAUGACAAAGAGACUUCUCCCCUACCCAAAGUAGCCUAAACAUCACUGAGACAAAGGUUUAGCAACUGAGGUUGUGAUAACAAGCAAUGGGAUUUCGUAAUACUGUUUUUUGGGGGGUUUUUAUUGCUAAACUACAGUGGGCAGAGAUGUGCAAAACUCUAACUACAGUCUGCACAGCAGCAGUUCAUGUGAACCAAACUCUAGUUCAUUUUUCAUUGCUUUAACACCGUUUUCAAAACUCUACAUACUUAUUCCAUGGCUUUAACCACUAAGUGCACAACACUGUGAAUUUACAGCAUUUUGUUCAAAUGCUAACACAAUGCUGUUGACCACACAUUCAAAAGAGAAUGGAUUUCAACCUGGUGCAUUUCAAACACUGAUGAUUGCAAUUUCAGCUUAAAACCUAAGCAGGUGUCUUUUUUUAUUAAUGGCUUAUAACUGUUCUAUAAAGCAUUAGUAAAUUAUUCUUUAAGCAUGAAUAAAGCUUUUAGUUACAAAUAAUAAACCCUUUAUAAAAAUUGCCUUAUUAGAAUGUGGCACUCAAUACUGUUUGUGUUAAAAAAAAUUAUUUUUGCAGCAGGAAAUUUAACUUACGUACCAGCAACCUCCUGCAUUAUUUUCUGUAUUUCUGAAACAAAUAUUAGAAGUAUAAAACAUCUUCAAAUCCUAAACAAUAUUUAGACACCAUGAAAAAAUUUAUUGAAGAUAACCUGGAUGUGCUAAAUUGAUUAGAAGCUACACAGCUGCACUGAAGAUAUGCAUUUAGUCACUUUAUGCAGAAUCUCCUUUUUGAUUUAUAAAAUAUAUGAUUUUACUGCUUGUCUGUGUGUUUAAGAGUUUUUUCUGGUGUCUUUUUCUCACUAUUGUCGGAAUUUACUCUGUCAAUCUUGCAUGUUGUUGGUAAAUGUAUGCUGAACAUGUGGUUGUUUGAUCAAUGUAUAUGAAUGUAUGUUAAGAUUUUAAAUGGGUGAAAUUGGAAUAAAUUACUUUGUUUAUUUGAUAUAUCUUCUCAUUUUAAAAUAUUCAGCAUUUAUUGAAAUCCAUUGUGUGCAAUUUUAAUUUCUGCUACUUGUCCCUAAAAUGCUUUGUUUAAAAUGCCCUUGUCAUUGUCUGUCUGUCUGACUUUGUCCUUCAUGUGUGUUGUUAUUGGUACUACUGAUCUACUGUUUUGUGUAUGAGUGGGAAGCAAGUUUGUACUACAAAAAAGACCAAACAUGCUCACGUGUUUAAAUCUAGGCCAA
Molecule: messenger RNA, 2508 nt
Organism: Perca fluviatilis (European perch)
Lineage: Eukaryota; Metazoa; Chordata; Actinopteri; Perciformes; Percidae
Product: cytosolic 5'-nucleotidase 1A-like
Exons: 6
Coding region: 218-1306 (362 amino acids)
Biological process (GO): nucleotide metabolic process; adenosine metabolic process
Cellular component (GO): cytosol; cytoplasm
Molecular function (GO): 5'-nucleotidase activity; magnesium ion binding; nucleotide binding
Source: RefSeq, a predicted model, not a curated record